AUGUUUAUAAACAUGACUCUAAACUGAGAGUCAAACUCACCAAGUCCAAAGAGCAGGCUGGCCUCAAUAGUCUGGUUCAAGAUGGGAAUCGAUCACAUCUUUUGGUCUUUCAUCCUUUGAGGACGCUCAACUGCGGCUCUGUGACACAGCGCACUGGAUCACAUGCAGACUUGGUACCACCAAGGACAGUGGCGGAUUAAUCGAUAAGUAAUAGUUUUUGCAUUGCAAAUAUGACUACGUUUAUUGGCUCUCUGUUUAUUUUUAUGGAUGUCCUAUUAUAUGCAAAAUUGAACUAUUGCAUCGAAAUAGAUUUUUGCGUACCUGUUCGAUUAGACAAUAAACAUUUAGAAAGACAUACUAUUCGCCAGACGGAGGAGAGAAAGAAUGACCAACUAGUUGUUUUUAAAAUAACGGCAUUCAGUCAAGAAUUUUAUCUCAACCUUUUACCGGAUUCUACAUUUAUUGCGCCCAACAUCCCUCCUCACAGCGGCUCCUUAGCAUCAAAUUCCUCUGCAGCCACAGACCUGAGCCACUGCUUCUACUCUGGCGAUGUCAAUGCAGACCAGGAAUCGUAUGCUGCGCUGAGCCUCUGCAAAGGCUUACAAGGCGCCUUUUCUUACCAGGGCAUGGAAUAUUUCAUCAAUCAGCUUUCGAACGAGAGGGCGAGAAGAACCCACGUCAUACGCCGCCGGGGACGCGACCGGGACUCCAGCGGCAAUUCCACCACGAACAGGUGUGGAGUAGGACCUGGUUUGACCCAAAGCAUUUCAGGGUCUUUUGAGAAAUAUAAACACAUGAAAGGACUGGAGAUGGACAGCCUGACUGAAACUGUAUUGAAGAGCUUGGGUAGAUCAAAAAGGUUUGCCUCCAUCCCUAGGUUUGUGGAGGUUCUUGUCGUGGCUGAUGAGUCUAUGGCCAAAUUUCACGGGGACGACUUGAAACAUUACCUGUUGACCCUGAUGUCUGUUGCUGCGAAGCUGUACAAGCACCCCAGCAUCAUGAAUUCCAUAAACAUAGUGGUAGUGGGCUUCAUGGUGAUCAACGAAGCAGAGAAAGGACCCAAGGUUUCCACCAAUGCUGCCCUCACUCUACGCAGUUUCUGUUCUUGGCAGAAACAUUUAAACAAAUACAAUGACAAGCACCCUGAAUAUUGGGACACUGCAAUCCUAUUCACCAAACAGGACUUGUGUGGAGCCACAACCUGUGACACCUUGGGCAUGGCAGAUGUGGGAACUAUGUGUGAUCCCAAGAGAAGCUGCUCUGUCAUCGAGGAUGACGGUCUCCCUUCAGCCUUCACCACUGCUCAUGAACUGGGCCAUGUCUUCAACAUGCCCCAUGACAAUGUGAACGCCUGCAAGGAGGUGUUUGGGAAGCUCAAGGACAACCACAUGAUGUCCCCCACGCUGAUCCAGAUUGACCGUGCCAACCCCUGGUCUGUGUGCAGUGCAGCCAUCAUUACAGACUUCCUGGACAGAGGCCACGGGGACUGUCUUCUGGAUCAGCCCCAAAAACUGCUGGCUCUGCCUGAGAGCCUCCCAGGCACCAACUACAGCCUCCACCGCCAGUGUGAGCUGGCCUUCGGUACGGGCUCCAAGCCCUGUCCCUACAUGCAGCACUGCUCCAAGCUGUGGUGCACGGGCAAGGCCAGAGGCCAGCUGGUCUGCCAGACACGUCAUUUCCCCUGGGCCGAUGGCACCAGCUGUGGCAACAGUAAGCUCUGCUUCCGAGGGGUGUGCACCGACAAGAACAAUACCAAUAAGACCAAGGUGGACGGUGGAUGGGGGACGUGGGGUGUGUAUGGGUCAUGUUCCAGAACCUGUGGGGGAGGAGUUCAGCUGGCCAAAAGAGACUGUAACAACCCUGUUCCAGAAUAUGGGGGGAAAUACUGCCAAGGACUCCGUGUGAAGCAUCGCUCCUGCAAUUUGGACGCCUGCCCAGAACCAGAUGUGUACUCAUAUGGAUCCACGUUACUAAUAAGCAUACAAUCCAUAGGCAAAAGCUUCCGCGAGGAGCAGUGUGAGGCGUUCAACGGAUUCAGCCUCAACACCAACAGGCUCUCAGCGUCUGUGGUGUGGGUCCCGAAAUAUUCUGGAGUGUCACCCAAGGACAAGUGCAAGCUCAUCUGCAGAGCCAAUGGAACAGGCUACUUCUAUGUCCUUGCUCCAAAGGUUGUUGAUGGAACACCCUGUUCUCCUGACACCUCUGCAGUGUGUGUCCAAGGGAAAUGUAUCAAGGCGGGCUGUGACGGCAAGCUCAGCUCCAAUAAGAGGUAUGACAAGUGUGGUGUGUGUGGAGGGGACAACCAAAGAUGCAAGAAAGUGUCCGGAUUGUUCACCAAACCCAUACAUGGCUACAACUUUGUGGUGAUGUUGCCUGUGGGAGCGUCCAACAUCGACAUCCGGCAGCGUGGCUACAGAGGCUUGGUUAACGACGACAACUACCUUGCGGUGAAGAACCGACAUGGCAAAUACCUUCUGAACGGGAACUACGUGGUGUCAGCAGUGGAGCGGGACAUCAUUGUGAAGGGCAGCCUGCUGCGCUACAGCGGCACCACUAGUGCUGUGGAGAUUCUCCAGGCCACCAGGCCUCUCCAGGAAGCACUGACCGUAGAGGUCCUCUCGGUGGGGAAGAUGACCCCUCCCCGGGUCCGCUAUUCAUUCUUCCUGGCCCGGGAGCACCAUAAGGAGGAGAACAUCCUGAAGAAAAUGGAGAGGAGCCAUUCGCAGAACAGCGUCCUGAUGGACCGCAACAAGGUGAAGCUAAAGGAGUCGUCGCACAAGUCCAUGCCCCCGAACAUGUGGUCGACGGGGGCAUGGGAAGAGUGCACCGUGACCUGUGGGAACGGGCUCCAGAGUAGACUGGUUCAGUGUACGGACCCAGAGGGCAAAACAGCCACGGACUGUGACAGCUUACAGAGGCCGGCUGCCACCAGGGUAUGUGGGGACCCCUGUCCCAUGUGGGACAUAGGCCAGUGGUCGUCGUGCUCCAAGACAUGUGGGAGGGGCUUCAAGCGGCGGCCGCUGCGUUGCACCACUCAGACUGGCAUGCACCUACCCAGAGAGCACUGCUCUGGCAUGAAGAAGCCACAGGAACUAGAUUUCUGCACAGCGCAGCUGUGUUAGAGAAGUUCUAUGUCUGCUGACUCUUUGUGUUGUUCCAGUGAUGCUCUUGAAAAGAAAACCCAUUCGCUGUCCUAUUGGGCUCUGACAAACUCCCGUAGUGCAUGGCAUUGUUGGUAUUUCAAACAGCUAAGGGAAAGAAAGUGGUAGAGAUACAAAAUGUGGGACCAUUUCAGUUGAGUUGGAGUUACUGGCAGUGCCUGAAUACUCGUACUUGUGUCCUAAGUAGUAGGGUUUUUGAGUAUGCGAAAAAUAUAAUGUUUUAUUGUAUGGGAAAUUUCUAAUAUUGAGUGUUUUUAAUGCCAGGACUUCUUUUGGCUUUUAAUCUAAUAUGAAUUCGCUGUACACUAUUGAGGAAGAUGAUCGUGUUUAUUAGAUCCACGUGAGUUUGACAACAGCUGAUAAACAGAAAAGGGGAGGGGCUGUACCAAAAUGAACUAAAGGCAGGGAACAACCCGCCUACUCAUUAGAUGAUACCCUCUCAGUAUGGAUGAGCCUAGUAUGUUGAUAUCUGUUGGUUACUGCAAAUAUUUUGAACAAACAGUGUGUUCUAAACCAUAUGUGGUAAGGUUAAUACAUCGUUUAUUCUUUUAGUUCUUUUAGUAGGCAAGAACAAUGUUGGACACAGCCACAGCCAUUCUACCUCUAGUGAGACAAAGAGUAAAACACAAAUGCACACACAGCACUGGUCUAGGUACGGUCUAUUUACAGGAGGUCUAUAGACUUGCUGUAUUUGACACCAGACACUCAAUCAACUUCAAAUCAGCAACUGGAUUAUGGAGCAGUAUGUUAGCUAUCUUUGAUUUAUUGACAUCUGAAACAGUGCACAUCUUUCAUCUGUGAUUCACCAUCCCCAUCUUUUCCUGUAAUAAUCGUUAUGGUAAUGGGCUUGAGGAUGUAGUCACGAUCCCGGAUCCGGGAUGGCUCGACGCAAGAAGUUAAUGAAAUGUGAAAUGCAGUACUGUAUCUGCAAAAUAUAAGACCUGUUUGGUCCAAUGCACUAGUUUCAAAUUAUAUUUUUGUAUUUACAAUGGGAUUUAAUUAACAUUGUUAAUUGUUAAUCUAUUUACGUACAUUGACAUAAAUUAAAUAUCAUCUAAAAAAUUAAAAAAAAUUGUAAUCUGAACUAUUUGCUAAAGUCUUGUUAAAACCCUACAAUAUACCUUUGUCAGUUUCCAUGAUUAAACAGUUGAUAGUAAUAUUUCUCAUAUGAUAAUUAAAAAUUGUUAAUGAAAUAUCCCAUACACUUGAAAAGAUGAUCAGCAAAUGGCAAUUAUAAAAGCAAUUAUGAAUCGGAUUUGAAUCAAUCCAGUGAUGCAAUAAAGCAGUGCAAAUUUGGACAAACUAUUCAACAUUUUAAGAGAAAGAAACAAUAUGUGUAUAUAUAGACAUAGAGAAUCAAACGCACUGUAUGUACUAUAUAACUAAUGAUUCGUUUCAAGAAAUAAUGUACUUGUAUUGUGCAAUGCAUCAUUUUCCC
Messenger RNA from Oncorhynchus nerka (sockeye salmon), 4599 nucleotides. It is a transcript of the gene adamts15b, whose product is annotated as A disintegrin and metalloproteinase with thrombospondin motifs 15. Gene Ontology annotation, molecular function: metalloendopeptidase activity; zinc ion binding. The coding region runs from base 231 to 3122 and encodes 963 amino acids. Gene Ontology annotation, biological process: proteolysis; extracellular matrix organization. Lineage: Eukaryota; Metazoa; Chordata; Actinopteri; Salmoniformes; Salmonidae. The record is from RefSeq and is a predicted model, not a curated record. The transcript is spliced from 8 exons.